Messenger RNA from Protopterus annectens (West African lungfish), 1212 nucleotides. RefSeq names its product zinc finger protein 664-like. Gene Ontology annotation, biological process: negative regulation of transcription by RNA polymerase II. Lineage: Eukaryota; Metazoa; Chordata; Ceratodontiformes; Protopteridae. Gene Ontology annotation, molecular function: DNA-binding transcription repressor activity, RNA polymerase II-specific. The coding region runs from base 1 to 1212 and encodes 403 amino acids. The record is from RefSeq and is a predicted model, not a curated record. The transcript has 2 exons.
AUGGAGAAGUUCUGGUUUGUCUUGAUGGAGGACCCUAUAAUCCGCCUUAUGAUACCUGAUAAGAUGGCAGUAGUGUUUAGAAGGGGUUGCCAGAGGUCAGAGGACUGCAAUCUUAGUCAGGAGGAGUCUCUUAAGGAAUCCCAUGAAUGUGUUCCACUGUACAUGUGCAUUGAAUGUGGGAUGAAUUUCCAUCAGUUACAAGAUCUGACUGUGCACCAGGAGAGUCAUUUUAGAUCCAGGCAAUUACAAAUGUGGGAAUAUUAUACCAAUGAAAGACCUUUUAGUGAUGAAGAUUAUGAAAAGCUUUUUAAAUAUUCUGACAGUCUGCUAGUACCCAAGCAGAUGCAAAAGAGAGAGAUGGCCUACAAAUGUACUCAUUGUGAAAUGAGUUUUAUCAGCCUAAGUAACUUAAAAAGACAUGAACAAAUGCAUGCUAUAGGAAAACCUUACAAAUGUAAGGAAUGUGAAAAGAGCUUCAGUCAUUUAUACAAACUCAAUAUACACCAUAGAAUUCACACAGGAGAAAGGCCAUAUAAAUGUAUGGGUUGUGAAAAACGAUUUAGUAUACUUAGUAACCUUCGAAGGCAUGAACGGAUUCAUACAGGCCAAAGACCACAUCAGUGCAAAGAUUGUGGAAAACGAUUCUACCAUCUACAUGAGCUAAGUAUUCAUGAACAAAUUCACACAGGUGAAAAGCGCUACAAGUGUAAUGAGUGCCAGAGGAGUUUUGGAAAUCCAAGUAAUCUCAGAAGACACCGACAAAUCCACACUGGUGACAAACCCAUUAAAUGCAAGGACUGUGAUAGACGAUUCAUCCAGCUGCAUGACCUAAUUAUUCACCAACAAGUUCACACGGGAGAAAAACGCUAUAAGUGUACAGAAUGUGAGAGACGAUUUAGCAACCCAAGUAAUUUAAGAAGGCAUCAAAAAGUUCACUCAGGAGACAAACCUAUUCAGUGUAAGGAGUGUGGGAAGAGAUUCAUUCAGUUUCAUGACCUUGUUAUUCAUCAGCGAGUUCAUACAGGGGAGAGGCCGUAUACAUGCUCAGAAUGUGAAAGGAGUUUUAGUCGGCUAAGCAAUCUAAGAAGACAUCAACAAAUUCACCUCAAGGAAGGAGAGAGACAUCAUGCGUAUUAUGAAUGUGAGAAUACAUCUUCUGCAUUAGCUCAUUUUGUAUCUGAAGUCAUACAAACACAUCCUUUUUAUGUAUAG